CAAAACUCCUUUCUUCUUCUCUAAAUUUUCUCUCUGUGAUUUCUCCUCUACCAAAAAUUCAGAUCCAAAAUUAAUCAAAAAAAAUAAAUAAAAAAUGUCUUUAAAUAUAAAAUCCUUGACACAAGCAUUCGCAAAAACAAUCGAAAAAACGGUCCAAGAUGUAACCGGGCCAAAACCAUUACAAGACUACGAGCUUCUGGAUCAGAUCGGGUCAGCCGGACCCGGACUCGCGUGGAAGUUAUACACCGGAAAAGCGCGUGGCGGAUCAACAGGGAUAUCACAUCAGUAUCCAACUGUGUGUGUGUGGGUGAUUGAUAAGAAAUCGAUAAGCGAAAACCGAGCGAAAUCGGGGUUAUCGAAAGCGAGUGAGGAUUUAUUUUAUGAGAUUGUGAGAGCUGAUGCAGCUAGGUUAGUUAGGUUGAGACAUCCAGGUGUGGUGCACGUGAUCCAAGGGUUAGAUGAGAAUAAGAAUGCCAUGGCGAUGGUUACGGAGCCGUUGUUCGCGUCUGUCGCGAAUGCCGUUGGGAUUUUGGAUAAUGUGGUCAAAGUUCCUAAAGAACUUCAAGGGAUGGAAAUGGGUUUGUUGGAAGUAAAACAUGGAUUACUUCAGGUAGCAGAAUCUUUGGAUUUUCUCCACAAUAAUGCCCGUCUCAUUCAUCGUGGCAUAUCCCCUGAGGCCGUUCUUAUCAACUCAAGUGGAGCUUGGAAGCUUGGUGGAUUCAGUUUUGCAGUAUCAGCAGACCAGUCAUCUACAGAUUCAUCUACUGUGCAGCCCUUCCAUUAUUCGGAAUAUGAUGUUGAAGAUUCGCUACUCCCUCUUCAACCAUCUUUGAACUACACCGCUCCAGAGUUGGUUCGGGCCAAGGCUUCUUCAGUCGGAUGUUCUUCUGAUAUCUUUAGCUUUGCAUGUCUCGCUUUUCAUUUGAUUGCUAAAAAGCCUUUGUUUGACUGCCGCAAUAACGUGAAAAUGUACAUGAAUAAUUUGACAUAUUUAUCCAGCGAUGCUUUUUCAUCAAUUCCCCAUGAACUAGUUGCGGACUUAAAAAGAAUGCUUUCACCAAAUGAGGCUUUAAGACCAACGGCUUUGGAUUUUACAGGUUCUCCCUUUUUCCGUGAUGACACUAGGUUGCGAGCACUUCGCUUCCUGGACCAUAUGCUUGAAAGAGAUAACAUGCAGAAGUCAGAGUUUUUAAAAGCUCUGUUGGACAUGUGGAAAGAUUUUGAUGCUCGUGUGUUGCGCUACAAGGUUCUUCCGCCUCUGUGUGCAGAGCUUCGGAAUAUGGUUCUGCAGCCAAUGAUCCUGCCAAUGGUUUUAAAGAUAGCCGACUCACAGGAUAAAAUUGAUUUUGAGACAUCAACAUUGCCUGCUCUUGUUCCUGUUUUAAGCACUGCUGCAGGUGAGACGCUACUGCUGCUUGUGAAGCAUGCAGAGCUAAUUGUCAACAAGGCUAGUCAAGAGCAUUUGGUUUCUCAUGUGUUGCCCAUGCUUGUGCGAGCCUAUGAUGAUACCGAUGCUCGGAUGCAAGAGGAAGUGCUGAAAAAAACUGUAUCCCUUACUACAAAACUUGAUUCCCAGCUAGUGAGACAUGCGAUUUUGCCUCGUGUACAUGGCUUGGCACUCAAGACGACAGUUGCUGCGGUGAGAGUGAAUGCUUUGUUAUGUCUAGGUGAUAUGAUUUCGGUUCUUGAUAAGCCAUCUGUCUUGGAGAUCCUGCAAACGAUUCAGCGUUGCACUGCCGUUGACCGGUCUGCUCCAACUCUUAUGUGCACUCUUGGGGUAGCCAAUUCUAUCUUGAAACAGCAUGGAGUGGAUUUUGUAGUCGAGCAUGUUCUUCCAUUAGUUGUCCCUCUUCUCCUUGCACAGCAAUUGAAUGUUCAACAAUUCGCGAAGUACAUGUCGUUUGUGAAGAGCGUUCUUAGGAAAGUAGAAGAGAAAAAGGGAGUAACCAUGAAUGAUAUAGGAGGUGAAGUAAAAUCCUUUCCCACACCCGAUGGCAAUAUAGCACCACCCUUAAAGAAAAAUGUUCCAAGCGUUUCAUCCUCCUUAAAAAGUACUUCCACAUGGGAUGAAGAUUGGAUCACGACAAAAGGAUCCUCCACAGAACCUAAAUCAUCAACAAAUACACCAUCAAUUGUCCAAGAUAAUUCAAACAAUAUGCAUUUCCCAUCAGCUGUUCAGAAUAAUUUAAAGGAUCUGCAGUUCUCGGCAAUGUCUAAUCCAUCCAUGAAUCCAACACCAACAUCAUGCCCGGCAGCUGAUUUUGAAUGGCCUCCUCCCUCAUCUUCCCAACAAGUAGGUGAUAAUAUGAAAGGAGGCUCUUCAAAUGCAAGCUUUGAUGAUUUAGAUCCAUUUGCAAACUGGCCUUUGGCUGCAUCCAGAGCUUCUACCAAUGGUACAUUAACCCCGUCUGUAAACACAACACAAAAUCCAGCAAAUAACAAUACCAGCUGGGCCAACAGUUUUGAAUAUCCCAGUAUUAGUAGUAGCAAUAGUACUCUUAAUGGUGGAGUUACAUCCCAGAACUCUAUUGGGUCUAUGAGAAACAAUCAGAGUGUAUCAACUGGUCCCAAGGCCACAGAUAUUGGUUCGAUAUUUGCUUCAAACAAGACCACACAGGCACUAAGAUUAGCGCCACCUCCCCAGAAUGCGGUUGGCAGAGGGAGAGGAAGUAGAACUCAAGGGCAAAGUCGCCAAUCCCGUUCUACCCCAAAACCAUCAUCCGAGCAGCCUCCUCUACUGGAUUUGCUCUAGCUAGCUUACUUUAAUCUUGUGCCUUCAAAGUCCAGUUAGUAGUGCAUGGUCAUGGCCGCCUGUUCAUAUAUAUUGUGAUCGGAUAAUCUCCACGUAUUCAGUUAUGUUCUCUUCUCUUAUAGGUUUUUUGCUACUUGUCUUCCCCUUUCUAUAUAACCGAUAGCGAUCUUUUUGUUUUGGGUGUUGUUUGUACAAGUACAUUAACUAGUUUAGUUGCGGAAAAUUAAAAUUCUUUAUUCAAAGUGUAAAAGUUUAUAGACUUCUGAUGCAA
Erigeron canadensis is the source of this 3023-nucleotide messenger RNA. Its product is annotated as SCY1-like protein 2. The transcript is spliced from 14 exons. Lineage: Eukaryota; Viridiplantae; Streptophyta; Magnoliopsida; Asterales; Asteraceae. Gene Ontology annotation, molecular function: protein kinase activity; ATP binding. Bases 95 to 2752 code for a protein of 885 amino acids. Gene Ontology annotation, biological process: protein phosphorylation. The record is from RefSeq and is a predicted model, not a curated record.